Sciurus carolinensis (gray squirrel) is the source of this 4662-nucleotide messenger RNA. It is a transcript of the gene Hif3a, whose product is annotated as hypoxia inducible factor 3 subunit alpha. Lineage: Eukaryota; Metazoa; Chordata; Mammalia; Rodentia; Sciuridae. The record is from RefSeq and is a predicted model, not a curated record. Bases 190 to 2178 code for a protein of 662 amino acids. The transcript is spliced from 15 exons. Gene Ontology annotation, biological process: cellular response to hypoxia; regulation of transcription by RNA polymerase II. Gene Ontology annotation, molecular function: protein dimerization activity; DNA-binding transcription factor activity, RNA polymerase II-specific; RNA polymerase II transcription regulatory region sequence-specific DNA binding.
AAGUUCCAGCCAUCUUCAAGCUCCCUCCCUCCUCUGGCCCGCGUCCAGCUCAGCCAUCCCCCUCCCACCAGGAGGCCUCUCUGUUCCCCGGGCGUCCCCUGCUCGGGAAAUAAACUGCAGAUAAGUCGGGGAGGGGACCAAGCGGUCCGAAGCACGCCACAGAGUGGAGCGAGGCUCCCGGAGCGUAGCAUGGUUUGGCAUCAGGACAGGUCGAGCACCGAGUUGCGCAAGGAGAAGUCCCGGGAUGCGGCCCGCAGCCGGCGCAGCCAGGAGACGGAGGUGCUGUACCAGCUGGCACACACGCUGCCCUUCGCGCGCGGCGUCAGCGCCCACCUGGACAAGGCGUCCAUCAUGCGCCUCACCAUCAGCUACCUGCGCAUGCACCGCCUCUGCGCGGCAGGGGAGUGGAACCAGGUGGGAACUGGGGGAGAGCCACUGGACGCCUGCUACCUGAAGGCCCUGGAGGGCUUCGUCAUGGUGCUCACCGCCGAGGGAGACAUGGCUUACCUGUCGGAAAAUGUCAGCAAGCACCUGGGCCUCAGUCAGCUGGAGCUCAUUGGACACAGUAUUUUUGAUUUUAUCCAUCCCUGCGACCAAGAGGAGCUCCAGGAUGCCCUGACCCCCAGGCCAAGCCUGUCCAAGAAGAAGCCAGAGGCCCCCACGGAGAGGUGCUUCUCCUUGCGCAUGAAGAGCACCCUCACCAGCCGCGGGCGCACGCUCAACCUCAAGGCAGCCACCUGGAAGGUGCUGCACUGCUCUGGACACAUGAGGGUCUACAAGCCCCCCGCACAGACCUCCCGCGCUGGGAGCCCGGACCCGGAGCCCCCGAUGCAGUGCCUGGUGCUCAUCUGUGAAGCCAUCCCCCACCCAGGCAGCCUGGAGCCCCCGCUGGGCCGGGGGGCCUUCCUAAGUCGCCACAGCCUGGACAUGAAGUUCACCUACUGCGACGAGAGGAUUGCAGAGGUCGCUGGUUAUCGCCCUGAGGACCUGAUUGGCUGUUCUGCCUACGAGUACAUCCACGCGCUGGAUUCCGACGCGGUCAGCAGGAGCAUCCACACCUUGCUGAGCAAGGGCCAGGCAGUCACUGGACAGUAUCGCUUCCUGGCCCGGAGCGGUGGCUACCUGUGGACUCAGACCCAGGCCACGGUGGUGUCAGGGGGGCGGGGCCCCCAUUCAGAGAGCAUCGUCUGCGUCCACUUCCUGAUCAGCCGAGUGGAAGAGACGGGUGUGGUGCUGUCCCUAGAGCAGACGGAGCAACACUCUCGCAGACCCCUGCAGGGGAGUGCCCUCUCCCAGAAGGAUGCCCCUAAUCCUGGGCACAGGCUAGAUGCCCCUGGUCCCCGCAUCCUGGCCUUCCUGCACCCCCCUUCCCUGAGCGAGGCCACCCUGGCCGCUGACCCCCGCCGUUUCUGCAGCCCUGACCUCCGUCGCCUCCUGGCACCCAUCCUGGAUGGCGCUUCCGGAGCUGCCACCCCCAGCACGCCGCAGGCCGCCCGGCGCCCCCAAAGUCCUCUUCCGGCUGAUCUCCCAGGUGAGCCACCUGUCGGCGUGGAGAAUGCACGGGGGCUUUUCACCAGCAGGAGGAUCCACGAGGCAGCGGAGACAGGUCUCCACGUAGCUCAGGACGCCGAGGCUCUGGACUUGGAGAUGCUGGCCCCCUACAUCUCCAUGGAUGACGAUUUCCAGCUCAACGCCAGCGAGCAGCCACCCAGGGCCUACCACAGACCUCCGGGGGGCGCGCGACGGCCCCGCGCUCGGAGCUUCCACGGCCUGUCGCCCCCGACCCCUGAGUCCGCCCUGCUGCCCCGCUGGGGGAGUGACCCCCGUCUGAACUGCUCCAGCCCCUCCAGGGGGGACCCCUCGUCAUCCUGCCCCGCCCGGAAGAGGUCCCUGGCCCAGAGCCCAGAGGACGAGGGGGUGGAGUUGCUGGGAGUGAGACCCCCCAAACGGGCGCCCAGCCUAGAGCCCGAAGGCUUCCUGCUGCCUCCCCUCAGCCUGAGUUUCCUUCUGACGGGAGGAGCAGCCCCCAGGAGCCAGCAGGACCCCGCCACCCGCCUCCUGGACUUGAACGUGCCCUUGGGCCUGGGCCCCUCGCUGCUCUCUCUCUACCCAGACGAGGACCCCGUGCAGCCCAGGAGUCACUUCCAGGCGGCCGCAGGCUUGGCCCAGGCCCGCUGAGCCAGCCCUGCCUGUCUCCCUUCUCCGGCCUCAGAAAGGACCUCAGCCACACUCCACGCCUGCAGCCAACGCACAGGAUGGGGGCCUCUGUCCUCGGAGGCCCCGCCGGCCUCGGGCCUACCUCAGCCCCCACCCCUUUGCCGGCACCCAGUCUGGGGGCUCAGGGUGGGCUCAGCUCAGUGACCUCUGGAGGGGUCUCCGCCCCUCCUCCGCCUCUCAGGACUUCCUCUGGGGUUCUGGCUACCUGGUUCCCUCACUUCCCGUCUCCAGGACUCAUGGCUUUAUUCUGAGGAAUCGGUGGGAGGGCUGGGGUCAGACCUGUGCUUCUGGGCUCCGGGGAGUGAGGGUGACCACAGUCGCAUCUCUUUCUGUCCUUCUUUUAUUAUUAUUUUUAUUUUUGUUGUUUUCGUGAUUUGGUUUUUAAUCACUAUGAAUAGCCCGGGAUCCAUAGAAUGUGGGACCCUGAUGGUCCCCGCUCCUCGGGCGGCAGUGGGGUGGGAAGUUCUGGGCAGACCCCAGGACCUCCACCUCCCGAGCUGCCCCCCAGCUCUGCCGGCACCGGGAUGUCCGUUGCCGCAGCCUGGCCGGCGCAGCGAUUCCAUCUGUGGUCUUCCUAUUUCAGGGGGAGCCUGGAACUUCCUCUGCUUCCAGACGGGUUCACCUCCUCCAGCCUCCCCUGGCACUGGACCACGGCCUGUGGCCUCCUCUGAGCCUGGGCACCCGACCUCCAGCAUGCUCUGCGGGGGACCCCACACCCUCCAGACCCCUCUGAGUCCAGAUCUCACGCCUUUGGCUCUUUCUCAUACUCCAGCUCGCAACUUCCUGAUUCUGCCUGGUUUUAAGCCUCCCAGUCUCCAAAGAUCCGUUCUGGGUCACAUGACCGCUGACUCCCCCGCUCCGGAGCCUAUGAGCACCUCUGGGACUCUGGUUCUGGAACUCGUUUUGUAACUUCCUCUGUUUUGGUUUUUUGGUGGUUUGGUUUUGGGUCCUGGGGAUUGAACCCAGGAGCGCUUAACCACUGAGCCACAUCCCCAGCCCUUUUAGUAUUUUAGUUAGAGACAGGACCUCGCUAAGUUGCUGAGGCUGGUUUUGAACUUGUGAUCCUCCUGUCUCAGCCUCCCGAGCUGCUGGGAGCCACCACACCUGGGCUUCCUCUGGUUGUGGACCCCAGGAUUUCCAGAUUCCUUGGUUCAUAUUUUUCUGACCUGAAAUACGUCUGUUUCCAAAUCUUGACCUCCCAAGUUCUAAGUCAUCUGAGCUGCAGAUAUCAUGGGGCCCAGCUCAUUUCUUCAACUCUACACUCAAGACUUACUCUCCCCUUUAAGAGGAGUGCAGUGAGUUUAUGUCUUGAUCUGGUACCAGCUGUCCCAGAGCCAGGUACCAGGUGCCAGCUUUCUCAGGUUCCAGACCUCAUGACCUCCACCACUCACUAGUUCUAGACUCUACAACCUCUUGACCUUGCAGCCUUCAGGGUUCUAAUGGUCGGUGACCUCUGGUUCUGCAAGUGUCUUCUGACUCUAGACGGCAGCCCCUACCUGCCCUUGGUUCUAGACUCCGUAUUUUCCAGCUCCCCCUCUAGAUCAGAUGACUCCACCUUGCCAUGUGGGUCUAGAACUCGCCUUCACACAUCUGGUUGGAGGCCUGUGCCUCACACAUUUCUCUGGUUCUGGCCCUUAUAAUCCCAAAUCCUCCUGAUUCUGGAUCUCAUGAUUCUAAAAUCCCUGUGGUUCUAGAACCAGGUCUUUGGCCAUUUUCUAGUUCUGUCAUUACUCUAUAAAUCCUUCUGGUUCUAGGCGUCACAGCUUCCAUCUGCCUUUGACUUCAGACCCAAAUUCCUCAGUUACUAGGACUCAGCCUCCCAGUGCUUCUGAUUCUAGAAUCUAGCCUCGCCCUGUAGAUUGCUCUGGUCUCAAAUCUUACAACCCCUGACUCCAACCUCCUAACUGCCCUGCCCCGCUCCCCCAACUUGCACCAGCUCCCACCCUUGGUCUCCAGGCUUCCCAGGCCAGCUCUCUGCCCUCCAGGCCCUCGGCUCGUGAACUUCACGCUCAGGCCUCUGACGUCUCACCUCCCUGAUCUCCCUGUCCUAGAAGCCCUUUCCCUCCCCACCCAACCCUCCGGAUACGCACUUACCUUGACUCUACCCCAGGCGCCUGGGGGCUCAUGUCCAGCCGCAUAGGCCCACGCACAGCAUUUCAGGGGAGAGGGGAGAGGGGCCAGCUCUCUGCCACCAGCUGGGUGUCCUCCUGCCCCUUCAGCUCCCUUCUCAGUGGUGCUACUCUUGAUCUCAAUGGUGCUACUUUUCAGUCAGGGGGUGGCCUGUCCAGACUGGUGCUAUGAGGGGAAAGGAUCGGACAGGUCUGACCCCUCCCCUCUCAGGGGGUGACAUGAGCCCUCGAGGAGGGAGCUGUGUCGGGCGAGGGAAGGAAGAGACUCUGGAACCCACUAAUGUCCCUGCCGUCACAUAAAGACCUCGCCUCGGUG